UUACUAACCACCUACCUGUCCGAUUAACAAACUUAAAGGUUCACAUGAGAUGCCAAGGAAGUGUUUUCUGGCCAUCGAACCAUGACACAAAGGCACACCCAGGUAUUUGCGCCAUAAUAUUUGCAAAACUAAACCUGCGUGGACGUGCGCCUCUUUCCAAUUUAGAAAAAAAAGUUGAAACUUUUUACUUAAUCUGUGGGAAUUUUAGCGGGAGAAUUUCGGAAUUUGUAUUUAGAACUCGUGAAUUGGCCGCGAAUGUGUGUUAGCUGUCUCAUUUCCUCGUAUCGUGUUGUUUUAAGUGCGGAAGAGAUAAAUGUACUUUUGUUACUUCGUCAUAACAUUUAUGAAAAGUUUUAGAGAGUGCUGAAAUUGGAAUUUCGAUUUCCAUUGCGUGAACUCUUAAUUUUUUUUAAUAAAAUUUAUUUUUAAAACAAUGGAUUUUGAUUAAAAUAAUAUUUUUCACAAAGUUUUUUAAUUAAAAGGACGAUUAAAAAUAAGUGAAAAAUAUUUAAAAAAUGGAGGCUACAAAUUAAAUGCAGUGUUGAAACUAUGUUAGUUGGUUUGUUAGUAAAAAUGUUGAACAUACUAGUAUUGUGCCCGGUGUUGCUCGCGGCUGCUGUACAGACGCUCACCAUUGAUUCGCAACUUGGAACUUCUAUAGAAGAUUGCUUCGAACGAGUAUCGAUCGGAGAGCAACUACCGCCUGACGCCAUCUACCGAAACGUGACGGAACUAACAACGAGAGAAUGCGAGCAGAUCUGCAAACAAGACAAACAAUGCCAGAGCUAUGAUUACGGAGUCGGUGCAAAAGGCAACGCCACAUGCAACCUUAGCAACAACGAUGAAAAAACCCUCAAAGAGAAGAACUCACUCCUCAGAAAUCCAGACUACGACUUCUACGUCCGUCGUAUUCAAUGCGAGCAAUCCUCCCCUUCUCCCAUCCAACCACAGUUCGAUGAACCUUCAGACGGUCCAGGACCAGCUCAUAGACCAGUUUUCAGACCUGUAGAUGAUCCAAAAUUACCCUUCACUGAUGACUACCUCAUUUCUGGAGACCUUGAGUCGUAUGGAGUAGCCAGACCGGUUUACAAACCCCAGUAUGACGAACGACCUGAUGACUAUUCGAAUCCUAAACCUGAUUUUGAUGCUGGACCCAGUUAUGGUGAUCAUAAGCCUCAAGAUAUGCCUUAUAAGCCUGAAAAGCCAGUGCAAAAUGGAUCUUAUAACACAAGGCCGGAUCCUUAUGACGUUUUGCAGUUGCAAGAUCCUUAUAAGCCUAAUAACAGGCCAGGGUAUCCUGGCAAUGAUUACAAUAGGCCUAGGCCUCCAUAUGUACCAGAAAAACCUGAAUACCACUACAUCAUCAGGCCGCAUAGAAAGCCUAGACCUCAAAGUGAUGUAGGUUAUAAUAAACCUACUAAUGAUUACCCAAGACCAGGUUAUGGAGACCCUGAGCCUGGUUAUGGACCGGCUCCUGUAGGUCCAAGACCUUAUCCUAACAAAGAACCAUACGAUCGGCCUAGACCAGGAUACCAGGGAUCAGCCGGCUAUGGUCAAAAUGAUAACUCAAUACACGUAGAAAUUAAAGACCCUCCGAGACCAUACAAGCCUCCGAAACCAACUUCUGGUCAAGGUAUUUAUGGAUAUGGAACAUAUUCGAGUCAGAAUUCUUAUUCACAAUCACAAAGUUCCCAGUCCCAAUACUAUGGAUCUGUAGGAGGAGAUGUUGGCUAUGGUUCAAGCCCAUAUAGACCAGACCCUAGACCAGAACGACCAGGUUAUGGAGAACCGGACGAUAGUGGUUACGGUGGUGGUUCAAAACCACAAAAACCUAGUUACGGUAAUGAUAAACCUGGUUAUGGAAAUGACAGACCAACCUAUGGUAAUGAUAAACCAAGUUAUGGUAAUGACAGACCAUCUUAUGGUAAUGAUAAACCUAGUUAUGGGAAUGAUAAACCUACAUAUGGAAAUGAUAGACCAUCCUACGGUAAUGAUAGACCAACAUAUGGUGCAGAAAAACCGGGCUACGGGAAUGAUAAGCCGGCUUAUGGGAAUGAUAAACCAGCGUAUGGGAACGACAAACCUUCUUAUGGGAGUGAAAGACCAGGUUAUGGAAACGAUAGACCAUCAUAUGGGAAUGAUCGACCAUCGUAUGGGAAUGACCGACCACCAUACACUAAUGAUAGGCCAGCAUAUGGUAACGACAAACCAUCUUACGGAAAUGAUAAACCUGCAUAUGGUAAUGACCGCCCCUCUUAUGGGAGUGAAAAACCUGGUUAUGGUAAUGAUAGGCCAUCAUAUGGUAAUGAUAAACCUUUACCUUCGUACGGCAACCAGGUUUCUUACGGCAGCAACCAUGCUUCUUUCAGUCAGAGCGAUUACAGUAGCAACCACGCUAGUUACGGAGGUCAGUACUACUUUAACAGACCUUAUGGUCAGACAGACAGCGGUUAUGGGUUGCAGAAACCUCAAGAUUACCAUAAGCCUUCGUAUGGACCUCAGGGUGGUUAUGGAGGAAAUGGGGCAGGUUAUGGUAAUAAUCAAAGUUCUUAUGGUGGAUAUGGGUCAUAUGGACAAGGAUCUUACGGGGGACAAGGUUCUUAUGGAAGCCAAGGCUAUGGGGGUAGUCAAGGAUCUUAUGGGACCACCUCAGGCGGUUAUGGAAGUACCCAAGGUUCUUAUGGAGGAACGCAAGGCUAUGGAGGAUCUACAGCUUCCUAUGGGGGAUCUCAAGCAUCAUACGGGAGUACACAAUCUUCACAAAGCAGCAGUAGCUCUUAUGGAAGUCAGAGUUCUUAUGGUGGACAAAGUGAUUUUAAUGGUGGAUCUUAUGGAGGAACUUCGGGUUCUUAUGGGGGAACUUCAGGUGGCUAUGGAUCUAGCCAAGGGUCAUAUGGAAGCAGUACAGGGUCCUAUGGUAGUAGCCAAGGUUCUUAUGGGAGUCAGAACGAUAAUAAUAGACCUAGCUAUGGAGGAAGACCAACUACUAGUAAGCCUGCAUAUGGAAAGCCGCAGAAGCCGUCUUAUGGAAGUGAAGAUUCUGAUACAGGAUAUGGCAAACCCCCUAUCGACCCAAACCGCCCCGACUACAUAAACCCAGAUGACCCCGGCUAUGAUACAGACCCAGACAAACCGAUCUACGGUAAUGACAAACCAACCUACGGUAAUGACAAACCAGCCUACGGUAAUGACAAACCAAACAAACCCGGUAAUGAUCCAAACAGACCAGAUAUCAAACCGGUGUAUGAGUACGAGUUGGAGAAACCUGGGAACGUGCCGAGUUACGUGGUGAAGCCUGGCGGAGAAGUGGUGACUUCCAGACCUAUGGCUGUCAGUGAAUAUGAAGAAGCUUAUGGAAGGAAUCCGGGAAGAGAGAUUUAUAAAUCCUGCUUCCGCCGCGUCCUGGCCGGGAAGAGAGCUCUCAGGAGUCACGUCAGGAAGGUGGUUCCAUGCGAGAGGCUGGAGGACUGCAGAAGAGAAUGUGCCACCGAGAAGAGGUUCCCUUGCGAAAGCUUUAAUUAUAGAUUAGACCGCACAUUCCGAGGAAAAGGCCUCUGCGAGUUAAUGACCAAACCAAUAGAAGCCUUCGACCUUCGACGGGACUUCGUUGAAGACAAAGACUUCGAUUUUUUCGAGCUGGACCGAAAUAGCUUGGAACCCAACUGCCCAGACACUUUGAGAGGACCAGGGGUCUUGCAUUCUGGUUUUUUAUCCUCAAAACCGAAUAGGAUACCUGAUGGGGAUGGUGCUUCAAGUGGGUGGAGGGAUAGGUAUGAUUCCUUUGAUGGGAGACAUAGGGAUCGAUUUGAUGGGGAUAGAAGAGGGAGUUACGGGAAUAGAAGAUAUGAAGACAGAUUUUUCGUGCCUUAUAGGAUUAAUCAGGGCUUAGCUCGCAGCAACGAAGACCAGGACCAUUGGGGCAAAUACGGCGGUGAAUAUGGAGGAUACGAAAGUUAUUACAAAGACAGAAAUGAUUACCACAAAUCUAUCAGCCAUUGGCAAAUAUCCAGCGAUGUGGAACCCCCAACCUAUGGCGUCAAACCUCAUUCAAACACCAAGUUUGACUACCAUAGUUUAGGCAAAAAUGGGGGCGGUUGGAUUGGGAACAGAUAUGGUUAUGGUGCUUGGAAAAGGGGGCGGUGGAAUAGUGGGGGCAGUGCUAAUGGACUAGAUUUUGAGGAUGCAAGUUUUUUUAAGGAUAAAUCUCACCAUGAUAUUACGCCAGGUAUUGAUAGGAGUGAUGAUGGAAGGACUAAAGACUGCUCCUCUCGCCGUCGACCAGGCAUGUCUCUAGGUACUGGAGCCAUAAGAAGAGCGCUGAUAUCUCGCAAUGUGGUAGAGUGUGAAGCUGCCUGCUUCAGCGAGAGAGAGUUCAAAUGUGUUUCUUAUAGCUAUCGGUAUUCAAAUUCCCACGGCACAGACAACUGUUUCCUUAGCGAGCGUCCAUACAGAGGAUUAGAACUGGCCGCAGAUAGUAGUUCUGAUGUGUAUGCAAUGCCACAGGAUCAGGGCUGCGUGACUAUCAACUAUAAGCCUUGGGUUGAGAGCGAAUGUUUCUGGCACGUUCGCUCGGGCGCCGCGGUGAGCGACACGGCAAUCCGAGCGGCGCUGACUGUUGGGGGGUUGGGGGCUUGCGAGGCUGAGUGUAUCAGGGCUCAUGCUUUCUUCUGCAGGGGAUUUAGUUUUAGAUUCGACUCCCCAACGAUAGGCGAUGACUUAGAGAACUGCAUCCUCACGUCAUCACCACCCACCUCGCUGGACAGUGGGCGUGGGCUGCGUCCCAACAGUGGGCACGAGUUAUACGCGAGAGGGAACUACGGCAGAGGCUGUGAGCCGGCGUUGUAUGAUGAUGUGCAGCAUCGCGAUGAAGAAUGUUACCUCCAAUACGACAAGGCGGCCAAACUGACAGGAUCCGCGAUCCGCGGGCAGGCGCGCGUCAAGGACGAGCAAGCGUGCGGACACGCCUGCAAUGACGCUCCCUUUAGAUGUCUUAGCUUUUCUUUUAACAACAACGCGCCCCCCAAGACGGACAACUGCCUCCUAUCCGAGAUCCGUCUGUUUGAUCUACAGCGCGGAGUAGACUACGUGCACUCGGCUGAUGAUUGGCUGUUUGCCUUCGACCUGUUUAACGGACAGUGCUGGAGGAAGGUCCAUGUUGGGGAUUAUGAUGAACCAGCUCCAGAAAUACCACGUCCCCUCUCAUCACCACCUAUCGAGGACCCGUACUCUAUAUCCGGCCCGUCCGGUCCCCCCGGACCUCCGGGAACUACAGGACUGUCCGGUCCUAGCGCUCCGUCAGGACCCGGGUAUUUGCCUGAACAUGAUAAUGAACCACCAUUUAUACCAGCAUCAGGACCACCAAGUGGACCCGGGUUCAAACCCUACGCACCCGGGUCAGAACCGCCUAUCUACAAACCCGGUUAUCCCGAACCAUCCGGCCCCGGUUACAAACCAAACUACCUACCCGGUUCCCACAAACCUUACCCAGAACCAUCUGGACCAGGGUUCAAACCCGGAUAUCCCGGUCCUAGUUUCAAACCCGGUUAUUCCGGUCCAUCAGGCCCCACUUUCGAAUCCGACUACCCAGGACCUAUUUCACCUAGUUUCAAACCUGUUUACCCACCGGGAGUUAAUUCUAACCUGAAGCCUGGAUAUCCGGGUGAACCUAGUGGACCAAGCUUUAAGCCUGGGUAUCUUCCAGACCCGGAUCUCAAACCAGGUUUUAGGCCCUCGGCGCCUCCUCAAAGACCAGUAUACAGACCUAUUUCGGAUGGACCAGAAUAUUUACCAGAAAAACCAGGGUAUAUACCGGACCGUAGACCAGGGUACCCGGGGCCUAGUAGACCGGUUUAUAAUGAACCGAGACCGACCAGACCUGUUAGACCGAUUGUAAAGCCUGGUUAUCCCGAUCGAAUUGACAAUGAACCAAUAUCAGUGUCAUGGCGUCACUACACGGUGUCAGGGUUCCCGUGCCGCGCCGGCACCACGUGUGCACAGAACACGGUGGCCAAACACUGGGCUUGUGAACCCGAAGGCGGAGAGAUCGGUUCUUGGGACUACUGCUGUGCACCAACUCAUCGAUGUGGCUACAGCGAAGGUUUCCAUAAACCAUGGUGCUACGUAGGAACAAACGAAGAUCAAUGGCGUCCGUGCAGCGAGAAGUACUAUCCGUACCAUCAACACAAAGUACCGCAUCCAUCACAAACUCAUGUUCAUGGACCUGGACAUCAGUACGCUCCGGGGAAUAGAGAAGACAUCCCACCUAUUCCUAUAACACCUCGUCCCUGGCAACGACCACCCUACAGUGACAGGCCUGCAGGGACGCCAGGACUGUCAGGCCCUCCGGGACUCUCAGGACCCCCGGGACUCUCAGGUCCCCCCGGGCCGUACCUGUCGGAAGGCGAUAGAAAGUACUGGGACGAUUUGUACAAGAAUGGACCUCAAGCGUAUUAUGAUAAAUACGGAAAUCCUCUGCCAGGUUACUCCCGCGUACCAACAGAAUCUCGACCACACAUAAAAUUAUCACACAACUACCCGCAGCCGGGUGGCGGGAACUGGUUACCCGUGUCACCAUCACAUGACCCUGAAGGACCUCCUCCUAAUGGGCUGGGAGUGCCUAGAUACUGGCCCGUAGCCUACCUUCACAAAGGUCCACCUCCAAACACAACAUAUUUCCGCUACAACGAGACCCAACGGCCAACAACAACAACAGAACGGUACUCAACACCCCCCGAAUCAACAACUUUACCCCCUCGAUCAACAACAGACAGACACAGAGACGAGAAGAAAUUCAACAUGAGUGACUACGACGACAUUACUAGCACAACUACGUUCAAACCAACAGUUAAAACAACUACAACUACACCGACAACUACUGAACUACCUGAAGUUUUACAACCAGUUACUGAAAAUAUAACUGAAGUUGAACUAGUUAAACCAGAAAGCGUUAAAAUUAAAGAUAAGAUCAAAGGCAUAGAUGAUAAGUUAGAUGAUUUUUCAGGAUCAAUAGAAGUUUUAGAUUUAGAUGAUGUAAAAGGGGAUAAAAUAGCAGAUUUGAAAACUUUAGAAGCUGAAGAGAGGCAGAUUGAAGAAAUAGGCAGGAUUUUAGCUUCCAGAAGAGGUGGGAAGUUAGUUCUAGAUAAACGUUCGCAAAAAGAUUUGGAAGCUAAAAGUAUAGCUGUGGAUAAAGAUUUAAUAGAUUUUAACUUCGGCAAUAGAUUUAACGUUGAAAGAAGAGGAGUGAUACAAAAAGUGAGUAAAGAUGAGAUAGAAAGAGAAAGAGGACUCGAUAAGAGUUUAGAAGUAAGUGAGACUUCCUUUGUUCGUCCCCCUAGAGUUUUAUCUACAACAGAAAAUAUAAGAAAAGCUAUAGUUAAUGGCAAAGUAUUUUACGAUGCAACAAUAAGAGAGCAGAGAGAUACAUUUUUUAAUAAUUCAACAAGAAAAAGUAAGAGUUUGAGAAACGGAGAUGAUUCUAAAAUAACUAAUCUUACAUCUUCUGCGAGUUUUGGCAAGAAGAUAAUUAAACCAAGAAAUGUGAACCCAGUGAGAAGAGUUAGAAGGGUUUAUAGAAAGAGAUAUAAUCCAGAAGAAGUGAGAAGGAGAUUGUUAGAAAGAGAAAAGAGUAAACAAGAGAUUAGUACAGAGAACUCGAGAAAAAUAUAAGUAGCUUCUUAUCGCAAUAAUUUUCGAAUAAAAAUAUUUUAUGCUUAUGUAAUUUAAAAACGUCUCACGUAUAAUUUUAAAAUAUUAUAAUAUUAUCUUUAUUUUUUAAAAGGAUUGGUGCUUUAAAUAAAUUGUCAGUUUGACUUUAAAUUUUUAUUUAAGUUGAAUUGACGAUGCAUAUUCGAAAUUUUGUAAAAUUUAAAAUAUUAAAUUAAGUUAAAGUAUUUUUUAAAUGCAUUAAGUUUUAUUUAAAACUCGAUAUUAUUUUAAAAUUUAAGACGUACUUUUUAAAUAUAAUUUGUGAUAAUUUCUUUCUAUACGUUCCCAAAACGAAAUAAGUUACCACGAAGAAAUUGAUUGCGAUUCUAGAACUGUAAGUU
Messenger RNA from Helicoverpa armigera (cotton bollworm), 8045 nucleotides. RefSeq lists its product as uncharacterized. Bases 550 to 7665 code for a protein of 2371 amino acids. The record is from RefSeq and is a predicted model, not a curated record. The transcript has 21 exons. NCBI's taxonomy places the organism in Eukaryota, Metazoa, Arthropoda, Insecta, Lepidoptera, Noctuidae.